Messenger RNA from Cotesia congregata, 2505 nucleotides. The record is from the annotation of a GenBank genome assembly. Lineage: Eukaryota; Metazoa; Arthropoda; Insecta; Hymenoptera; Braconidae.
AUGCCUGUCAUGUUGACUGUUGACUGGUUCCCUCUGGGAAGGGACACUUACUUUCGAAAAUUCGAACUUUACCCAAUGGAAUUUCAAUAUGAAGUAAAUUUAAAUAAUUUACUAAUUGCUGCGCCCUACGGAGGGUCAAUAGCAGUCACCAGAGAUCCUAAAAAAUUUGUUAAAGUUCAAGGUGCUAACAAACCUAUCAUAUCUCUUUACUCCUCAUCAGGAAAAGUAACUUCUAAAUUCACAUGGAACAGUGGUCAAUUAGUAAAAAUGGGAUGGUCUCAUCAAGAAGAGCUGCUGUGCGUUCAAGAUGAUGGAAUGAUUCUUAAUUAUGAUCUUUUUGGAACAUAUCAGACUACUUUUAGCAUGGGAAGUGAAGCAAAAAAUACUAAAGUAAUUGACGCUAAAUUUUUUACAUCAGCAAACGGUACUGGAGUAGCAGUUUUGACUUCUACAAAUUUAGUAUUCCUAGUAAAUAAUGUCGCAGAGCCUAAAGUGCGACAACUUCCAGAAAUUCCUAAACUAGGAGGUCCAAUAGACUCUUGGUGUGUCGUAAGUUUUGAAAGACAGAGCCAAGUAAUAGUAGCGAACCAAAAUGGCCUGUACCAAAUCCAACACAUGGGUAAAACACCAGCACCUAUACCCUUUGGUAAUUUAUUCAGCAACAAAAUAAACAGUGUCACUGCGAUGGCUGUGUCUGCAAACAAUUUGCACCUGGCUCUGUACGGAGACACUGGACAUUUAUACCUCGGGUCAGUGGACCUAAAGGAGAAGUACACAGAGUGUAUAACUGGGAUGAGCAAACCACUGAUAGAUAUCGCCUGGUGCGGAACUGAAGCCGUGGUUUGCUGCUGGAAUAAUUCCUUGAUGGUCGUAGGGCGUAGCGGUGAUACUAUUUUGCACGUCUACGACAGUCCGGCUCAUUUAGUAACAGAGAUUGACGGUGUGAGAGUCAUUUCUGCUAGCUCUCACGAGAUGAUUCAAAAAGUUCCUAAUGUUGUGCAGAAAAUUUUCCGCAUCAACUCGACUGACUCAGCUUCUUAUCUGCUUGAAGCUUCAAAGCAGUUUGAAAAGCGCAGUCAUAAAGCUGAUAGUUAUAUUGAUUUGGUUAAAGACAAACUUGAUGGUGCGAUAAAAGAUUGUGUUAAUGCGGCGAGUCAUGAGUUUGAUUCAGAAACUCAGAAACUUCUUAUAAGAGCUGCAAAAUUUGGAAAAGGAUUCAGCAAAACAAUAGAUCCAGAGCGUUACGUAACAAUGUGUAGAAUUUUGAGAGUUUUAAAUGCCAUAAGACAUCCAACCAUCGGAAUUCCAUUGACAUUCACACAAUUGGACUUAUUGACAAAUCAAGUAUUACUCGACCGAUUGGUCGUCAGGCGACACUAUUAUUUGGCUAUUCAGAUAGCCAGGCAUUUACAAAUACCUGAGGAAGAUGGUGAAAGUAGAAUUCUUGCUCAUUGGGCUUGUUAUAAAGUAAAACAAACAGUAUUGGAUAAAGAACAAAUAGCUGAAGAAAUAGCAGCGAAAUUGGGAUAUGCGCGUGGAGUUUCUUAUAGUGAAAUAGCUGAAAAAGCUGCUGAUUGCGGUAGAAAACAAUUGGCUAUAAAAUUAAUCGAUUACGAACCAAGAGCGCAUCUUCAAGUCCCACUACUCUUGCGUCUAGGUGUUGAAAGAGCAGCUCUUGACAAAGCCGUAGAAAGUGGAAACACUGAUUUGGUUUAUCACGUUAUUUUACAUUUCCAAAAGAACAUGCCUCUGGCUAAUUUUGAAAUGUCAAUAAAACACUGCCCAUUAGCGAUGUCAUUGUACAUUAAGUACUGUCAAAAUCAUAAUCGAGAAGCUCUGCUGGAUAUUUAUGACAUGUAUGACGAUUUUUACUCACAAGCUCUCUGGUAUAUCAGAGAAAGCUAUCAGCCUAAAAAUGCUUUGACCCGAGAACCGCUGUUACAAAAUGCUCAAGAAAAAUUCAAGAUGGGUCGCUAUGACACCAAUGCAGCCUUGACUGAGGAGCAAGUACGCUUGCUGAAGUAUCAGAAACAAUUAGGAGAAACUUUACGCGAAUCAGUAAUAGGAAAGUCGCUUCAUGACACAGUACAAUUAUUGUUAAUGCAAAAUGAAGUUAAGUUAGCUGAUAAAUUACGCUCGGAGUACAAAAUUCCGGAUAGGAGGUACUGGUGGCUAAGGAUUCAGUGCUUGUCCGAGCAAGGGCUUUGGGGAGAGAUGGAAAAGUUUUCUAAAAGCAAAAAAUCUCCGAUUGGUUACGAGCCGUUUAUCGAUGAGUGCUUGAAGUAUAAUCAUACUGAAGAAGGAAAAAAAUAUUUAUCUCGUGUAAGAGACGAAUUAAAAGUUAAAUAUCUUGCUAAAUUCAAAAUGCUAGUAGAAGCAGCUCAAACAGCGUACGACCAAAGAGAUUCAUCGGCUCUGUCAUUUGUGCUAGCACAGUGCGGACCUUCCGACAGAUUACUCGCAGAAAAAAUAAACGGAAUGCUAACUAGUCUUCGAAUCGCAUAA